AUGGAAGAGCUGAUCGCCAAGCUACCACUGAGCAAAAGGUUGGAUUGGGCCAGGCACGCCGCCGUAAUAGGGUGCUACCCAACUGUCGCGCACUUGAGCGAAUGGCUAAACGAACUCGCUAAAUUAGUGUGCACUAUUACGAGCAGCGACAGCAAGGAUCCUAAGCGUAGGGUAUUGCACGCCAGCACCAGUCAGAAGGAUCAGGAUCUAUUUGAAGAUCAUCCCAGGAGUUGCCCAAUUUGCGAGGGGCAACACACUAUCAAGGACUGUAAGGAUUUCAACCACGCUACUCCGACUGCCCGUAUGGAGUAUGUAAGAAAGCAUCGGAUUUGUUUCUCGUGCCUGGAGAGCGGUCACAUGUCCAGGUUCUGCAAGAGAAACAGCAAGUGCAACGUCUACGGAUGCCAGAUGGGGCAUCACUACCUCCUGCAUGACGGGGUGGGCAACCCCACACGGCCAUCGCAACCCCACGGUCGACCAUGGCCAAAUGAAAGGAGCGAUCGCGGUCGCAUGGUACAUGCGGGCGCUGACAGGAGGAAGGUGGACAAGCAAGUACAUCAGCCAGAUGAUCUGGCCCAGAGAAGUCCACUUACGGCAUCUGCACAGACGCAGGAUGCAUGGCGCAAGCGGGACGAAGGCCGUCAGCCAAGUGACGGGAAUGGAUUGCCACAUCGGAACCUAAGUUGCGUCGAUCCGGAUGGAGGACACUUACUAUUCCGUAUUUUGCCCGUGACGCUGUACGGGGAGGAUACGCAGCUGGAUACCUACGCGCUGUUCGACGAAGGUUCGUCCGUGACCCUGAUCGACGAGGAGCUCACUCGAAGCCUAAACCUAAAAGGCGAGAGUCGGCAGCUCAACAUUCAAUGGUUCGGUGGCAAGUCAGCGAAAGAGAACACAAAGAUGGUCAGCCUCCAGAUUAGUGAAGCGGGCAGACCGAAACGCCAUGCUUUGAAAAAUGUGUAUGCGGUCUCUAACCUCAAUCUUCCGAUGCAAAGUCUGCGUCGGGAAGAUGUCAAAGCGGCGAAGGCUUCUGCACGCCUGCCGAUGAAACCGUAUCGUAAUGCGGUCCCGAGGAUUUUAAUCGGACUAGACCAUGCGCACCUAGGAAUACCUAUGCAAAACAGGAGCUUCGGAGCAGGAGGACCCUAUGCAGCCGCCACCAAGCUAGGAUGGGUGGUUUUUGGUCCUGUAAGAAGUCAGAUGAGUUCACCAAUGCAAAGAUCGUGCCUCCUAGCCGUCCCACAGUAUGAUCAUCUCGAGAAGAUGGUCAGCGACUAUUUCGAAAUAGAGAAUUUCGGAGUGAAGCCGGCGCCACCAGUCGCAGCUAGUGGCGACGCACGGGCUUUGGGAAUCCUGAACGAGACGACUAGGCGAGUGGGCGAACGAUACCAAACUGGAUUGCUGUGGAAAGAUGAUAAAGUGAGCCUGCCUGACAGCUAUAACAUGGCACUCAAAAGACUUGUCGGCAUUGAAAGGAAGAUGAGACGGGAUGACAGCUUUGCACGGGCCUACAAGUCGAUCAUGGAGGACUACGUCAACAAGGGUUACGCACGACGCCUGGAGCAGCAGGAAGUGGCAGCCGAUAACCGGGACAAGAUCUGGUACCUGCCGCACUUCGGGGUCGAGAACCCAAACAAGCCCGGAAAGAUCCGUCUAGUCUUCGAUGCCGCAGCCAAAGUGGGCAAUACAUCUUUGAACUCAGUUCUACUCAAAGGCCCACAACAGUUCAAGUCCCUGCCAGCCGUGCUCUUCCAUUUCCGGGAAGGAGCAGUCGGGGUCUGCGCAGACAUAAAGGAGAUGUUUCAUCAGGUGCUGAUACAGCCCCAGGAUAGAUGCGCCCAGAGAUUCCUGUGGAGGAAUGGAGAUGACCGGCGAGAUCCAGAUCUGUUCGAAAUGGUUGUGAUGACGUUCGGAGCCGCUUGUUCGCCGUGCUCAGCGCAUCAUGUGAAGACCAUAAACGCUUCAAGAUACGCCCAAGCAGAUCCUCGCGCGGUUCAGGCCAUCAAUGAGUAUCACUAUGUAGAUGACUACGUGGAUAGUUUCUCGGACGAGAAAGAAGCUAUCGCUGUAUCAGAACGAGUAAGGAAAAUUCAUGCUGAGGCCGGUUUCGAUUUGUGCCGCUUCUCAUCAAGUUCGGAAAGUGUGGUCAAGGCUUUGAACCCACUAGGAUCCAAUAAGAACGUUGAAUGGAAUGAAGCGGAGGAGAAAAUAUUAGGCAUGUACUGGCACCCAGCGACGGAUGACUUUAAAUUCAGCGUAAAGUACCACAGGGUUCCCAGCAGCGUGAUGACCGGAGAACGUGCACCCACCAAGAGAGAAUUCCUAAGUCUGGUUAUGUCAACAUUUGACCCGAUAGGAUUCUUGAGCUGCUUCAUGGUAACCGCCAAACUAUUGAUGCGUGAGAUUUGGCGGAGAGGAGUUCAGUGGGACGAGCCGUUGCCGGAUGAGUUAGCCAAAGCGUUUGAGAGCUGGAGGCUGGAAAUGGAUUACGUGAGAGAUUUCCGCUGUCCACGCUACUACUUUGGCACGGGAUGCGUACGUGAACUGCAGCUACAUGUGUUUGUGGACUCCAGCCAAUCGGCGUUCGCAGCAGUUGCAUUCUGGAGGGCGACUUAUGACAACGAUGAUGUGCGGUCCUAUUUCGUGUGUUCCAAAACGAAAUGCGCCCCGAUGAAGACGAUGACGAUCCCGCGCCUGGAGCUCCAAGCAGCUGUAUUAGGAACCAGGCUGAUGGACACCGUAAGACGAGAGCACGACGUAUCGAUCAGCAGAUGCGUGCUAUGGACUGACUCUAAGACCGUGCUGCACUGGAUAAGCAGCACCCACCGGCGGUAUAAGCAGUUCGUUGGAAACCGGGUGGCGGAGAUCUUAGAGUCAACGGAGGUGUCUCAAUGGAGGUGGAUACCGUCUGCCGAAAACGUGGCAGAUGACGCGACGAGGCCACAGCGCCAUGUGGACCUCAGCCAAGGGGCAAGGUGGAUGAGCGGGCCAUCAUUUCUGCGGGAGUCGGAAGAACAGUGGCCCAAGCCAUCUCCAAGUGAUCGCGACAGUCCACACUCCGCAGAAGAAGAGAUGCCGUGUGAGUUUACACUGGUAAUUGCCAACGAGUUUAUAUUUUUGCAGAGAUUUUCGAAUUAUAAUCGAUUGGUCAGGACCACAGCGUGGAUCCUCAGGUUCAUACGACGGUGCCGUGGAUUGAGUGACGAGAGUGAGGCCUACGGUAUUACAGCUACUGAGUGCGCGGAGGCAGAACGGAAACUGAUCCAGCGCGCCCAGGCUGAUACGUUCGCAGAUGAAGUUCAAGGAAAGGCAGUGGCGAAAGGCAGUCAGUUACGAGGACUAUCCCCUUACGUCGACCACGAUGGAAUCAUACGAGCGCGUGGACGGAUUGAUGCCGCCGAAUGCGUCCCAUUCAACGCACGGCGCCCGAUCAUACUGUCGCACAAACACGCACUGGCAGAGAUGAUAGUUCGUCACUACCACAGGAAGAUGAAGCACCAGAAUCUAGACGCGACCAUAAGCGAGAUCCGGACCAGGUUCUGGAUAACCAAUUUAAGGAGAGUUUUACGGAGUGUUAUGGCAACCUGUAACUUAUGCAAACUCCGGAGAGUACGACCAAUUCCGCCAUUGAUGGGUCCGUUGCCAGAGGACCGGCUGGAGCCGAAUGGAUGGCCAUUCAAGUAUACUGGCUUGGACUACUUUGGUCCGCUGUUUGUGACGAUUGGACGUCGCACUGAGAAGAGGUGGGUCGCACUCUUUACUUGUCUAACCACCAGGGCUGUCCACCUGGAGAUAGCCCACGAUUUGUCAACAGAUUCCUGCAUCAUCGCUAUGAGGAAUUUUAUGUGCCGCCGUGGACCGGUGGUCAGAUUGAGGAGCGACAAUGGAAAGAACUUUAUUGGAGCAGAUCGUGAGGCCAGAAAGUUCGAUGAAGUCUUCGAACCAGAAAAGAUCCAGGAUGAGCUGUCAUCCAAAGGAAUCGAAUGGAUCUUUAACUGUCCCGCGAACCCAGCUGCCGGCGGCAUCUGGGAAAGGAUGGUCCAAUGUGUGAAGAAGGUGCUCGCGCAUACUGUGAAGGAGGUGGCUCCUAAGGAACACGUCUUGGAGAGCUUUCUUAUUGAGGCGGAGAAUAUUGUUAAUUCUCGUCCGCUUACCCACCUUCCAGUCACUGUGGAUCAGGAGGCACCGCUAACGCCCAACGAUCUGCUAAGAGGAGUGGCUAAUGUUCCGGACCUUCCUGGAGAUCGCGGAGAGCAGCCUGUCAAGUGCGCUACUAGGAAGCAGUGGCGGAGAAAUGGUGCGAGCAUGUCGAGCCUAUGCGCCCAGGGAAUCUCGUGUACAUCUGUGAUCCGGCCAUCCCUCGUCGAGAAUGGAGGAAAGGCGUCGUGGAGGAAGUGUACCCAGGGAGCGGAUGGAGUACCACGACGAGCGGCGGUACGCACUACCAAUGGCGAUCGAGCUAAGUUAAUCAUGCGUCCCAUCUCCAGAUUGGCCAUCCUGGAUGUGGUGAAUGCAGUUGCUUCACCGGGGUGGGGAUGUCGUGGAACGGAUUAA
Drosophila eugracilis is the source of this 4554-nucleotide messenger RNA. RefSeq lists its product as uncharacterized. Bases 1 to 4554 code for a protein of 1517 amino acids. The transcript has 2 exons. The record is from RefSeq and is a predicted model, not a curated record. Gene Ontology annotation, molecular function: nucleic acid binding. NCBI's taxonomy places the organism in Eukaryota, Metazoa, Arthropoda, Insecta, Diptera, Drosophilidae. Gene Ontology annotation, biological process: DNA integration.